AUGCUAUUCAUCAAGUUGGGCCUGGUGCCUGUUUUGGCCGCCCUCCCUUCUGCUCUCGCCUGUCUAGGAUAUACAGGCGGCGUCCCUAGGGCAACCAACACCGUUUCUAGCAACAAGGUCAUUGAAGUCAGGGCUGGACAAGUUUUCGACGGCCAGUGGCAGCGCUUCGACCGGGGAACUGGUGCCUGCAACGAGCAGGCCGAGGGCAGCUCCAACGACGCCGUCUUCCUCCUCCGCCGGGGCGCCACCCUAAAGAACGUCAUCAUCGGCAGGCACCAAGCCGAGGGCGUCCACUGCGACGGCCCCUGCACGCUCGAGUUCGUCUGGUUCGAGGACGUCUGCGAGGACGCCGUCACCGUCAAGAACGACAGGGCCGGCGACCACACCUGGAUCAUCGGCGGCGGCGCCUACCACGCCGCGGACAAGAUCGUCCAGCACAACGGCUGCGGCACAGUCAACAUCAUCAACUUCUUCGCCUCCGACUACGGCAAGCUGUACCGCUCGUGCGGCAACUGCAGCUCGCAGUGCAGGCGCAACGUCUACAUCGAGGGCGUGACGGCGCAGAGGGGCGGCGAGUUGGCGGGGAUUAAUGCGAACUAUGGGGAUACCGCUACCAUCCGGAAUAGCUGCACUUCUGCCUCGCCUAGGUGUCAGUUCUAUCAGGGCUGUGCUGGGGGGUGUGAGCCCAGGAAGCUUGGCGCCUGUUCUGGCUGA
Sodiomyces alkalinus F11 is the source of this 714-nucleotide messenger RNA. RefSeq names its product family 3 polysaccharide lyase. Gene Ontology annotation, cellular component: extracellular region. The transcript is spliced from 2 exons. The record is from RefSeq and is a predicted model, not a curated record. Gene Ontology annotation, biological process: pectin catabolic process. Gene Ontology annotation, molecular function: pectate lyase activity. Lineage: Eukaryota; Fungi; Ascomycota; Sordariomycetes; Glomerellales; Plectosphaerellaceae. Bases 1 to 714 code for a protein of 237 amino acids.